AUGGACCUAAACAAAAUGAGCGAUGCUGCCAAGGCCGAUCUUUGUCGAAAAUACUUCAUAAUUGGCCUGUUUGGCCUCCCUUUGGUGUGGCUUACGAACGCAAUCUGGUUCUUUGGUGAAGGUUUCCUUCGACCACAAACUCCUACAAGUAUUAUUAUCCGAAAAUACGUUACUCUAAGUGCUCUUGGAGUAAUUCUGUGGUUUUUCAUGUUAUCCGCUUGGGAGUUUGUCUUCCAGUCCUAUCGAUCACUUGGCGUGGCUUGGGCUGACUAUCUUACCUUCAUUUUCCCCGUUGGAAGAAUUUAG
This is a messenger RNA of Haemonchus placei, 306 nucleotides long. NCBI's taxonomy places the organism in Eukaryota, Metazoa, Nematoda, Chromadorea, Rhabditida, Trichostrongylidae. The record is from the annotation of a GenBank genome assembly.